Molecule: messenger RNA, 1133 nt
Organism: Eurytemora carolleeae
Lineage: Eukaryota; Metazoa; Arthropoda; Copepoda; Calanoida; Temoridae
Exons: 7
Coding region: 159-671 (170 amino acids)
Molecular function (GO): 6-phosphogluconolactonase activity; protein binding
Source: RefSeq, a predicted model, not a curated record
UUUUAAUCCCUUGUUAGGUUAAUCUUGAUCCAUUCAGCGGCAAAAUAUUCCUUGUUCCAGAUCUAGGAAGGGAUCAGGUUCACUACUUCAACAUAAAGGCAGGAUGUAUAAAACAUUUAGGAGAAGAUCAGAUCACAAGGGGUCGGGGACCCAGGCACAUGGAGUUUAAUAUCAAGCAUCAAGUUGUUUAUAUCUGUGGAGAAUUAAACAAUACUGUUACUGUACUAAAGUACAAUCCUACCAAGGUUGAAGAUGUCCUGAAAGGAGAUUUCUCUGGUCAUGUUUCCGAAGGAAACUCUCUACUAUCAGAAAUACAAGUUAUUAGUACUGUUCCCAAGGACCUGGGUUCUAAAUCUACAAUAGCUGAGAUGCGUCUUCAUCCUUCCGGGGGAUUUCUUUUUGUUGCAAACCGUGGAGACAAUUCUAUCGCAGUUUUCAGAGUGAGUCCUGAGAACGGAAGUUUGUCCUUGGUGACAAUACAUUCAAGUUUAGGAGCUUUCCCUCGACAUUUUAAUUUUGAUGUAACUGGUCGGUUUCUACUGGUCGGAAACCAUGCUUCAGAUAUGAUAGUUGUGUUCAGGAUUCAUGAUAAUGGUUGCUUGGAGCUGUCUGAUCUUCUUGAGGGAAUUCCAAGCAUUGUCUGGGUAACCCCGGUCUCUCUCCAAAAUUAAAAACCAUUGUAUUAUUUUUAUUUGAAAUCUGAUCCCCAAGUCGUAUGUUAUUGUUAUCUGGUAUUUUUUAACAUGUUUUAUUUGUUGUACGUUUUACAUAAACUCAACAAGAAUAAACCUCUCACCAAGAAUGAUCAAUUACAAUAUUAGUAAUGAAUGAUCUCCCGCAAACACAAAUAAACAUGAAAAUUGAAUAAUCAGAAAGCAAGAGUGAAGCAAAUUUAUUUAGUUUCAACUUAUUUACUAGAAAUUCAAAACGUUAUUCUUUUCAAUAACUUUUUUAAAUGUUAGAUUUUAAUUUGACUUGACCCGAAUCUGCAGUACCUAUGCUAGUUAUAGCUAGAUAUUCCUGCAGAAAUAAAGUUUUACCAAUAAAACAAUCAAUGUUUAACUAAAAUGUAUUUGAAAAUUAACAAAACAUGGUGUAACUACAUAACAAGAUAUAUAAACAAAAUAAAUCCA